AGCGGUUCUGUAUCAACGUGACAGGGAUUUAAAUGGACGAAAGACUCCAGUUUCCCUGUUUUCCAAAGAGCCGUCACCAAGUUUCUCUCUCCUGUCAUUCAUUAGGGAAUAUUGUUACAGCAGAUUUUCAGCAGCAGUUUGGACAAACUAUACUGUUGUUUCUUUGGGUAAGCACAAACUGCACAACUCACCAAAAGAUAUGUUCAGAAAUAAGUAAAUAAAGGAAUAGAGGCGAUGCGGAGCUGCUUUCUGUGUCUAGCCUGCAGGGGGCGCUGUUUGGGUCCAGACCCAGUUCCAGUAAGACAGCUGUCAGACCCACAGGGCGAUGUCACCUGUCCGCGCUUAUACAUCAUCCAGCUGCAACAGAAUAAUCUGGACAAACCUCUGAGGACACCUUUGAUCGGAUCCAGCUCUCAGUUGGUAUCGUGGACCUCCUCCUGAUGAGGUUUUUCUGCUAACAGGGAUCUGAAUUCACUUUCAGGAACUCUGGAGUCCAGGUGCAUCAUGGCAACACAGCCGACCUCCCUGUCUAUCCUGAGGGAGUUCUGUCCACUCUACUACCUCCUGAAUGCGAUCCCAGCCAAGGUGCAGCGGGGGUUCAGGUCGGUUCUGGUCUACCUGACGGCUCUGGACAGCAGCAGUGACUUCUUGGCAGUUGGCAGCAGCAUCGGCAUGCUUUAUCUGUACUGUCGCCGCCUCGCACACAUGAACAAGUAUAGUCUGGAGGGAAAAUGUGAGGCAAUUACAGCUGUUAAGCUGCUCAGCUGUUUUGAUGAUCUGGUUGCCGUGGGAACAGCUUCAGGUCGGGUUGCAGUCUUCCAGCUGGUGUCCCCACUUCCUGGUCGCAACAAACAGCUCAGGAGGUUUGAUGUUGUCGGCCUCCAUAAAGGAUCCAUCACUUCUUUGACAUGGAGCACCAACGGCAUGAAGCUCUUCUCCGGAGAUGAUAAAGGACGGGUGGUGUUCUCGGCUCUGGACCUGGACCAGGGGGUGUGUAAACCUGUGCUGCUGCUGGAGGAGUCCUCAGGUGUGGUUCAGAUGGAGUACAGUCACCAGGUCCUGCUGGUUUCUACGCAGCAUAGAACCCUGCUGUUCUGCACACAGAAACAGGAAGUCCUGCAGCUCGGCACCAAGCCCCGCAAAAGCAGCGGCAGGUUUGGGGCCUGCUUCCUGCCCGCUCUUUGUAAACAGAGUGAUCUUCAAGUGUUCGCUGCUCGACCUGGACUUAGACUGUGGAGGUCUGAUGUCAGAGGACACGUGGAAGACACCCGGCUGCUCAAACCACUCUUCAACACACAGAUACCUCAGUUUGAGUUGUUUCCUCGUCCUGGUCCGGUUGGAGCGUAUCGUCCAGUGGACCAGCAGCUCGGUCUGCUUAGCUGUUUCUUCAGAGAUGGUUGGAUCCUCAGCUGGAAUGAAUACAGCAUCUACGUCUUUGACUGUCUCAGUGAGGUGAUCAUCGGAGCGUUGGAGAGCAGUGGAGACAUCGUUUCAGUGUCGUCUUGUGACAAUGAGAUCUUUGUCCUGAAGGGAGACAGAGACAUCAUCCGCCUCUCCACCAGUCCAGAGGGAAUUGCCUCCAACUUGUCUGAGCUGUCACUCCGCUUGUCCUCACCUCUGACCACGCCCACCAUCCUUCACCCAACUGGAUCCGUUGAAACAGCUCAGCCAAUUAGAACCAUGGCCAUCAUUGUAGAAAGUGGGUGCAGAGAGGAGGCAAGAGUGGGGGAGGGGAUCUAUGAAGAAGGACCAGAAGAGGAAGAAGAGGGAGGAGUGGAGGAAGUAGAAGAAGCAGAGGAACAGGAGGACCUGGAGGUGAUGGAGCUGUGCCAGUCCUCUGAUCCGUUUAGCACACCCCGCUGUCGAAGCGGCUCUGUCACUUCAUGGGACAGUCUCCAUGGAAACACCCCAGUUACCGCAUCCUGCGAGUUGAGCUCCAGACGCUACAGCGCUCCUUUGGGUCAGGAAGUGUUACAGCAAGAGUUGGUGGUGAAAGCCAUCAGAGUAAAGAAGAAGAGAAGACGGCAAGACAGCAGCAGUGGAAACCGUCUCUCUGAAAGUAGCUGCUCAGACUCCGUGUUUGUCGUCCAGGACAGCAGCUGUAGUGAUGGAGGAAGUGGAACUCCUCUGAGUGACCACGCCUCCCUCGGUGCUCUAAGCCUCCAGAACCAGGAUGCUCCAGAACACGUCCAUGGGCAGUUCUCCGAGGAAGUGCAGGAUGCAGAUAAUGGUUCGAAGGAUUUAGAGGAGGUGGAGGUUUCCUCUGUCCUGUCAGGCACCCUGGUUCUCCAAGGUCUGAAGAAAGAACUGAAUCCAGAAGAGACCUCUGGUUCUGGUCAUGAAGCAGAUGUGGUCCCCCCAACUCCAGAUGUGGAUCUGCUUCUUGAGUGCACCUUCUCCUACAUGCACAAGUCUGAGGAGGAUGAUGGACUGGAGGAGCAAGAUGAAGAGUUUCUCAGCCCUCUGAUAGAACCAGAGGAGGAGACUGACGACCUCCUGCCUCCCUCAGCUGCUCCGGCCGACCACAUGUUUUACUCCACUGUGUCCAAUCUGGACAGAAAAUCCAGCAUGUCCAGUGAUGAUGAGGGAGACAUCUACCGUCUUCCUCCUGCAAGUAGUGGAAGAGAUGUUCACACCUGUCUAUCAAAGGACACAGAGAAGGCGAUUGAUAGACAGAUGGACCUGGACAUCCAGGACAGAGACAGACACAGACCUGACCAGUUGGCAGAAAGCUGGAUGGGAUACUCAGGACCAGGAUGUGGAAUACUAAGCCUGCAGGUAACUGACAGGCAUGUUUGGUGUCUGGACUUCAAAGGGGGACUGUUCUGCAGUGUUCUGCCUGAAACUGGACUGAGCUGGCAGCGCUUUGAAGACAACGUCAACCAGGUGGCGCUGUCACCAACAGGAAACCUGCUGUGGAAGGUGGAGCAGAAGAGCAUGACAGCAUUUGCUUGUGCUAAAGUUUCGGUUAAAGGAAAACGUCACUGGUAUAAAGCUGUAGAGCAAACAGCCUUCGUUGCUCUGAGUGAUGACUCUGCCUGGAUCAUCAAGACCAACGGAGAUCUCUACCUGCAGACAGGUCUGAGCGUGGAGCGUCCGUGCGCUCGCUCGGUGAAGGUGGACUCUCCCUGCGUGUUCAGCCAAGUGUGUGUGCGAGGAGGCGUGGUCUGGGCUCUGAGUGAGCACAAGGCCUUGUUCUAUAGAGAAGGACUGGACAGCUACUGCAGCGAGGGGGAGGGAUGGAAGUACGACACUGUCAGCGAAGCACAGGGUCUGGAGCUGAUCUGCAUCGCUCUAGGAGAUGGUGGGACCGCCUGGGCCCUGGAUGCAAGUGGCAGCCUCUGGUUCCGGACUGGCAUCUGUUCAUCCAGACCGCAGGGCACCGACGACCACUGGUGGCAGAUCAGCAUUUCAGACUACGUGGUCUUCGACCAGGGCAGCCUCUUCCAGACACUGCUGCAUGCUACGCAGAGUGUUGCCACGGUAACUAGGGCACCGGUGGAGCGGGUGGUCGCCUUCCUGUCCCAGUAUUCUCAAUGUCAGCCAAGCCUGGUCAGCGCGAAUGCUAGCGGGGUCUGGGUGGCGUCGGGUCGGAAUCAGCUGCAUCUGGCUCGUGGCAGCCUUGUGGGAACAUUCUGGCAGAAUGUGGUCCCGAGAGGAACGGUGUCCGCGACCAGGUGGACCUUCAUCACAUCCUCAUCAGUUCCUCAUAGAGAAGGAGCAUUCCUGUGGUUGGCUCAAAGCAGGAAGGACCUGUUCUGUGUCUGGGACCAGGACGGAGAGCUCCGCCCCUCCUCCGUCCCCCUGCCUCCUGAGGUGGAGCUGAUUCACCUCUCUGCCUGUCGUGAUGCUCUGUGGGGAUUGGACAGUCAUGGCCGGGUCAUCAUCCGAACCUUAUCGCCAUCCUGUCCUGCUGGACUGCACUGGACCCCCCUGGACCUCAGCCAACUCGGAAGCAUCCGUCUGGUCGGGGUCAGCUGCGGCAGUCAGAACGUCUGGGCCGUGGACAGCCGGGGAGUUGUCCACUUCAGAGUGGGAACCCAGCCACUCAAUCCCAGCAUGAUGCUGCCGGCCUGGAUCCAGAUAGAACCACCAGUUCAGCCAAUAGGUGUACAACUGGUCAGUAUUCAGACGAGUCCAAAUGACCGUCUCCUCUGGGCUCUGGACAACAGAGGAAGUGUCUUCGUGAGGACCGGACUCAGUGAUGAGAUGCCUGUUGGGACGGGCUGGGACCUGGUACCAGGUUUGGCUGUCAAUCAGCUGGUCCUCAGCUGUCGGACUGUUUGGGUUCGUUGUAUAAACGGAGAUUUGGCUCGACGUUACGGCGUCUCUGACAGAAACCCUGCUGGAGAUUACUGGAAGAAGAUCCCGGGAAAUGCCAACUGGUUCACUGUUACUCCAGAGGACGAGUUGUGGGCAGUGACUCCUGUUGGUGGGUUGUCCCGGCGACUGACAAAGCUCCUCCCCCAGACUCCCAUCAGGCCUCCAACCACGGGACCUCUCCUUGGAGGGGAUGAUGUCGAUGAUGAAUGGGAGCUCAUCUGAAGCAUGAAAUCCCAGGGUCGUCUGGAUCAGGAUACACUUUGUGAUAUCACAGUGACUAAACUCUGGAGCAGACAUGAGCUGAGUGAUGUCACAGCUGGACCAUCUCUGAACAGGCCACUGAUAUCACUUCCUGUAGCUACACAGGAAAGCCUGGUGGCAACCGGGUAAUGGAGUGAACUUAAUUUUACUUGUCUAUUGAAAGGAAGCACUUUAACCUUUAAGGGGGGGGGGGGGGUUGUCUAACUCGGCUAAUAUUUAUUCCAGUCAGUCAUGUUAAAACCACUUCAAACUGGUCUGAGUCCAGCCUUGGACUUUAGACUUGCUGUUCCUGACUCUAAAGGGCCGCUUUCCAGUUUUUACUUGGAUGCUGUUUGGUCCAGUCUAGUGCUUUAAAUUCAGUGCAGCAUGAUCCAGUUCAGACUGCUUCUAGCGGAGUCACUCUUGGCUGGGUGUACUGGUUUCAUGCUGGGGUUUUUGUUUUGGACUGAGAUCUUGCUGUCCAGGUUUGGUUUUUGAUGACUGUAUAUUGGACCUUGCUUCCAUUCAGGUUAAAUGCCUCAUCUGAAACCAUCCUCUAAACCUGCUGGUUUCCUGGAAGAUCUUAGAUCCAUUUAAGCCUGUCGAGAAACUACAAACCUCUGAUAGUUUAAUUGGAUCUUUGCCAUUAAUGAAUAAUCUGGAUGGUCUGAAAUGUUCCAGUUUGGGUCAAAUGACUUCAGAAGUGAAACAAACUGAAGAUGUUCCAGUUCAUGGCUGAUCUAUCUGGUUCUCUGUCAGAGCGUUUCCUUCACCAAGUUGUUUUGGUUUUAUUUAAAAUGUUGAUUCUGUAUCAGCUUCAUGAUGAUAUAGGAGUUUAAAGGGAUAUUUGAAUUAAACGGAGUCAUUCUGUCCUUUUCUGUCAUAUUUCUCCUUAAGUUUAAUUAAAGGGACUAAACAAGCCUCCUGAUCCGUUUGGAUUUUUACUUUGUGAGUUAGGACUGAACUGGUUCUAACAAGACUCAUAACAUGUUUCUUCUAUGUGUUUAAUUAUUUUUGUCUUGUGGACUGCUGAAUGCUGGAAGCAGCUGCAUAUGGUGGAAAUGAAGCAGAGAAAUUAUAGAAAUGAAAAUUUACAUUAUUUUGAAAAAUGACAAAAACUUUUAAGGACUUCCUGAAACAGGAUGAAGAACUAAACCUGAACCCUAACUAUGAUGUUUCGUGAUAAACUGUGGUGGAUACUGGAUCUGCAGAGGGGGCUUGGUCCUGAGAUUUAUAUCUACAGAAAAACUUGGAAUGGUCUUUUAAAUCAGUGUUUUUUCAAUCCUGGUCCUCGGGGACCACUGUCCUGCAUGUUUUAGAGGUAUUCUUCUUUAACACACAUGACUCGAUUGGCUCGUUAGCAGGAUUGCAAAGAACUUGACAAGCAGUUCAAUUAUUCUGAAUCACGUGUGCUGGAGUUGGACAGAACUAAAACAUGCAGGGCCGUGGUCCCCGAGGGCCAGGAUUGAGAAACACUGCUUUAAAUGAUGCUCCCCCCAAAAUGUUUGGCAGUGUUGCUAUAGAAACCUGUAGUGAUGUCACUGUGCUGUCAGCUGACUGGAUGGAUGUUUGACCAAUAUGAUUCACUGUAAACUUACAUGUUGUGUCUCAGAUGUUGAAUGAAUAAACAUUUAAGCACUGAAGCUGCACUCAAUUGUUUCCCAGGACAGUUCACAUGUUGGGUGUGUUUAUCAGUACCGAAUACUGAUAACAUCACAUUAUUAGAUUCAAUCCUGAUCCUGAUCCUGAUACUGCAUGAAAUGGCAUAAUCGGUUUGUGUAAUGCACUAAAAGGGCCUGAAAUCAGACCUGUCAACACCUGCUGUUUUAUACAUUCUUACAGCAGGAGGCUAUAUCCAUCCUGAAGCAGCUACUGAUCUGAUCAAUGAUCAUAGAUUUGUCAUGGCCUGUGUGUUUUUUUGGUUUUGUCUUCCUGUCAUGUGGGUUCAUUGUCUUGUGUGGUUUCCUGAUUUAUUUUGUAGUUCCUUCCAUUUUGCAUUCUGUUUUGUGUUCCUGUUCAUUAGUACACCUGGUUUGAUUUGCUCGUUUGCCUCACCUACUUCCUGUUAGUUCCCCUCUGUAUGUUUACCUCUUGGUUUCAGUUGUCCUUUGUCAGAUCAUCCAUCUUGUUUCCCUGUCGUGUUUCCUUAAGCGUCUUUUCAUGGUAAUUUGUGUUCAUGGAUUAAAUCCUUUGUUCCUGCA
Messenger RNA from Melanotaenia boesemani (Boeseman's rainbowfish), 6764 nucleotides. It is a transcript of the gene tecpr2, whose product is annotated as tectonin beta-propeller repeat containing 2. The transcript has 27 exons. Gene Ontology annotation, molecular function: protein binding. Lineage: Eukaryota; Metazoa; Chordata; Actinopteri; Atheriniformes; Melanotaeniidae. The coding region runs from base 505 to 4545 and encodes 1346 amino acids. The record is from RefSeq and is a predicted model, not a curated record.